GUUUGCCCUAAUUUAUGACUUUGAUUUCAUUCUUCUCCUUCCUCUUCUCUUUGAGAUUCAAUCCUUCACUUCACCUUCUCGGCUCUGAUUCAUACUACCUCCACUGCUCCGCCAGCUACUCUCUGCGACUAAAUUUUCCGUCCUCACUGAGCGGUGGCUCUCCCAUUCAAGCUUUAGCCGAUACCUUACUGUGACGCUCCCGUUCUUCUCUCAACUUCUCAUCCGCCCUCGUCUCUCACCGUCGCAGGGUGGAACUCAGCAAAAUUUCAUAAUGCAGUCUACUGAAGUUCCCGUUUCCAUGGAAGUGGAAACAGUUUCAAGCAAAACAGUAACUGAAAUUGGGACCUUGCCGCCAAAACCGCAGUUUGAUCCUCUAAAGCCUCAUGAGAUGAACGAUGGCCGAGUUCAGUUCCGAAAGGUAUCUGUUCCUCCACAUCGAUAUUCUCCUCUCAAGAAAGCAUGGAUGGAAAUCUACACCCCAAUAUAUGAUCAGAUGAAAAUUGACAUCCGUAUGAACCUCAAGGCUCGUAAAGUUGAACUGAAAACAAGAGCAGACACACCCGACGUUAGUAACUUGCAAAAGUGUGCAGAUUUUGUUCAUGCUUUCAUGCUUGGUUUUGAUGUAAUCGAUGCCAUUGCACUCUUACGAGUGGAUGAGCUCUAUGUAGAAUCUUUUGAGAUCAAAGAUGUUAAGACGCUUCGAGGUGAGCACUUGUCCCGUGCCAUUGGCAGAUUGUCUGGUAAAGCUGGUAAAACAAAGUUUGCCAUUGAAAACGCUACAAAGACAAGGAUAGUUAUUGCAGACACCAAGAUUCACAUAUUAGGAUCCUUUGCCAACAUAAAAAUUGCUAGAGAUUCUCUUUGCAGCCUCAUUUUAGGUUCUCCGGCUGGAAAAGUUUAUUCAAAACUUAGAGCAGUUACAGCCAGAUUGGCAGAAAGGUUUUGAUCUUUUAUGAUUUUUGCAUACCUAGUUAUUUGAGGAAUAGUGUAACUUUAUUUAAAUGCUUAUGCAUUAAAGUUUUGUCCUAGAUACCAAUUAUUAAUCAAUACACAUCGUCACUAAAUGAGUAUAAGGUGAUUGGUAUUUAGAUUGGUGUGCUGAUUGAAGUUACUUGAUAUCUGUUCUGUUUAAAGCCGGUUAAAUAGUGUGUUUAUCAUUUUGCUUCAA
Cucumis sativus (cucumber) is the source of this 1168-nucleotide messenger RNA. Its product is annotated as RNA-binding protein pno1. Gene Ontology annotation, cellular component: nucleolus. Bases 272 to 946 code for a protein of 224 amino acids. NCBI's taxonomy places the organism in Eukaryota, Viridiplantae, Streptophyta, Magnoliopsida, Cucurbitales, Cucurbitaceae. Gene Ontology annotation, molecular function: RNA binding. The transcript has 2 exons. The record is from RefSeq and is a predicted model, not a curated record.